UAACUCUACUAAACUUUGUCUUGUCACGGACAUUGUUCACCAAUAGCUUCCUCCCCAAUUCCUUCCGUUUUCCGAGUUGGAAAGCAAGGCAGGGGCCAUAAAGGAGAAAGGACGAAGACGACACGAUGAUAGUAUUCGUUUCCUUCCUCUAAUUGACAAACUCAAACCUAAUUGAUUUCUAUUUCUGCUUCGCAAUCUACACAGUUUACAGUCUAGCAAACCUAUAACUCCACACCAUAUUCCUUCCUAUUGCUUUGACAUAUCAUAUCAUACUAUUUAUUGCGCCUCAAUUCUCCUUGUCUCACAUCCGUGUAACAUUUUGCUUUCCCCCGCACCAAUACCGCAGAAUAAAGCUCAGCAGGGUAGCUAAGUAGCACCAAACCCAGACUCACUCGCCGUCUAUCAACGCAACAUCUUCUCGUUUACGACAACAGCUAAGAAACCGCAGAAUAUUUUGCUGCCAUGUCAUCUCCAAGCAGCAGUCGGCGCACGAGCCGUACCUACGACACCGGCUUUCCGGAUGCAUUUGCCGAUUAUACCACUUCUCUACGCCACCCUGAGGCAAAUGUUAGUCCGGGAGCUUGUAUUUCAGCGGAAGAUAUCGACCCCUCGAAAACGUUACAAAGAACUCGAAGAUCAUUCUUGGCGAAGCACAAGCACACAAUAAGCCACGGAAUGAUUGCCCAAGAUGCCAGUCAACACCAUUCGAAUAACUCCGCAUUGGCUUUGCCCACGGUUGAUAGUGCCGUCGACGUGGGCGACCUAAAACCUACAGAUUCGAACGGUAGCGUUGGACGAUCUUCUAAAGAUGGAACCGAGAGUAUCGAGGUAUCUUCUAUCAAUGGGGAUUCUCCCAGCGCACAAAACGAGGAUGAUCUCACUGACAAUGGCCGGCAAAGAAUCAACCUCUUCCGCAAGUGGCGCAGUCAGAAGGACUGAGAGAGUUGGGAAGAACCGUCGACGAUAGAUUGCGACAAUUACUAAGCCGUGGAUGAAGGUAUUCUCUUGCCUAUCCACAUAGAAGAAACAUGGCUGGGCAUUGGGGUGAUGGUGUCUUGUGCUUUACUAAAUCCGGAAAUUCAUUAUCCGGUGCCUGAUUUACAGAAUGGUUUCUUUUGUACAGCGUGGAGUAUGGUCAUCAUGGAAUUACGGCAGCAUGGUCUAAGAGAAGGUUAUGUAGAAAAAAAAAAUUGGGUUUAGGGAACUAUGGUCUUGACGUCGCCGUCGCCAGAGAGGUUGUGGUGAGAAGGGAAUACUGCAACGAGAUCAGUUGAGCUCUACUCGCUACAUUGGAAAGGUUUAUCGAGAAUUAUCAUAAUACAUAUUUAAUUCUUUGGAUUUUUAAUUUUCUUAAUGCUCCUUCUUGCCCUGCCCCCUCAUUGACUCGUCGGGGGGACUUCAUGCCCUCUAUUUAACUAAUGUAUUGUAAUAAUUCUCACC
Messenger RNA from Hypoxylon trugodes, 1440 nucleotides. RefSeq lists its product as uncharacterized. The transcript has a single exon. Bases 463 to 939 code for a protein of 158 amino acids. The record is from RefSeq and is a predicted model, not a curated record. NCBI's taxonomy places the organism in Eukaryota, Fungi, Ascomycota, Sordariomycetes, Xylariales, Hypoxylaceae.